Molecule: messenger RNA, 1488 nt
Organism: Salvia hispanica
Lineage: Eukaryota; Viridiplantae; Streptophyta; Magnoliopsida; Lamiales; Lamiaceae
Product: zinc finger protein CONSTANS-LIKE 13-like
Molecular function (GO): zinc ion binding; protein binding
Source: RefSeq, a predicted model, not a curated record
AGUAAGUAAUUACAUAUUGGGAGAAAUAGAAAGUCAAAAUAUGUUUCCAAGUAUAGAAUUGAGUUAAAAACAAAUGGAGUAGGAGUUUCAGUGUGACAAUUUAUAAGUAGAUAUUAUGAGUCGUGAAUUGCGAUAAGGUUAGCUUUCCGUUUUUCCAUCUUCUUCCUCACACCCAACCCAGUAGAAUCAUUCCAACGCCAUGAGUGAAGAAAGUUGUAUAGAUCAAACAGAGCGUCUCUGCGAUUUCUGCAACGAGUCCAAGGCGCUCCUCUACUGCCGCGCGGAUUCAGCCAAGCUCUGCUUCAGCUGCGAUCUCGAGGUCCACUCCACCAAUCCGCUCUUCCAGAAGCACAACCGCUCCCUCCUCUGCGAUUCCUGCAGCUCCUCGCCCUCCUCCAUCUUCUGCUCCACCGAAUCCACCGUCCUCUGCCAGAAUUGCGACUGGGAGAUCCACAACACCUUCGCCUCCAUCCACGACCGCCGCCCCCUCGAAGGCUUCUCCGGCUGCCCUUCCCUCACCGACCUCCUCAGAUUUCUAGGCUUGCAGGAUUUCGAGAAGAACAAAUCAGAUCUCGGCGCCGGAAACGAAUUUCUCGAUAUGCUGGUGUGGGAGACGCCGACUGUCGUCACCAUCAACGAUUUGAUCGUCGCCAAUAAUUAUGACGAUUCUGCCCCCGCUCUUCAGGCUACCGCCUUGCCCCCUUUCCCUAAGAAUCGAAAUGCAUCGUGUGGCAAGCACAAGGAGGAAAUAUUUUCCCAACUACGCGAGAUGGCGAAGAAGGAUCCAAACUACAGUGGCUCCCUUGAAGAGGACUUUGAAGCAUUUGUGGAAAACAAUCAGCCACAAGUAGCUGCAAAAUGUCCGACUGGCCUCGAAACUAAGGCCGAGCCGGCUAGUAUUGGUGAUUGGUGUUUCGUUGAUGAAGGCUUUCCUUCCGCGUAUUUCGGUGAUUUCAUCAGUGAGAUGAGCCAUUUGGUGCCGGACAAGGACUCAGACAGUGCUGGUGUUGGAAAUGGUAUUCAAGACAUUCAACCGUGUGUUCCUGUCGAUUCCCAGGCCUUUCAACUGCCUCCUACUGCAGCAACGCGUGAGCUUAACAGCCAAGAGCGAGACUCUGCUCUAUCACGCUACAAGGAGAAGAAGAAAACUAGAAGGUACGACAAGCAUGUGAGAUACGAAUCAAGAAAAGUUCGAGCAGAAAGUAGGGUGAGAAUAAAGGGCCGUUUUGCAAAGAAGGAUCGCUAGUUUCUGCAGCGCGAACAGUGAGAUUGUGAAAUCGAAGUUCGAGUGUUUGGUGAAAUGCGGGUAUGCAUAUUCAUUGGAUUAUUAGCACAUACUAACAGCAGUUAGUUAGGCAAAUGUUAGCUUAGCUUUUCCUUGUUUAUGCUGUAAACAAAUGUACUGUAGCUGUUAGAACACACAGUUGUUUGUUAUCCUCUCCUUUUCUCCCAAGAAUGUGUAUAAUACAUAUGUACUAUACUACUAUA